AUGGGAAAUAAUCUUUGCUAUUAAACUGGAGAGAGAUCUUCAUUGUUUCCUUAAUUGCUAUUAAAAUAUGAAAUGGGAAAUUGUGAAAUCGUGUUAACUGCAGGGCCUGUUGAAAAUGAAGAUGUGGAAUGUUUAGUGAUACCAACUGAUUCUGGAUACACCAAUAUCAAGCAAAGCGAAAGACCUAGUUUUAAAUAAAUAAACGAGAAAUGUGUCUUUUUGCCUGGUAAUAAAAAACGAAAAAGUUAGAUUUUGGCUAUUGUCAUAGACAAGAAUUUCUCAAUUAAAAAUGAUGAUGGAGAAGAUGAAAAGUAGACAAUCUACGCAACAGUUUAAGAGGCCCUCAGAUUGGCCGAAUAAAAGCUAAUGAAAUCUAUUGGGUUCCCAGUAUUUGAAUCUAAAGAUCAUACUACUUCAGCUACCAUCAUGUUAAUGGCUAUUAAACUCAGUUUAACAGAGCAAAAAAUAAAUUCCCUUAAAAGAAUAGCAAUCACACUUGAUGUAUCCAAUUUUGCAUAAUCAUACAAGCAUAUUGAACAAGUGAGCAGCUUUAAAUGGGUAUUUCAACAAGUGUUCAAAGGAAGCGAACAAUUGAAGCAUUCUAGAACCUAUUCAAGUUCAAUAAAUACGCAAAUAGAUUCGAUCUCUAUAGACAACAUAAAGUCUAAAGUUAAAAGCAAUACAAAGGAUGAAACUCCUUGA
Paramecium tetraurelia is the source of this 702-nucleotide messenger RNA. RefSeq lists its product as uncharacterized. NCBI's taxonomy places the organism in Eukaryota, Ciliophora, Oligohymenophorea, Peniculida, Parameciidae. The record is from RefSeq and is a predicted model, not a curated record. The transcript has 3 exons.